This is a messenger RNA of Parastagonospora nodorum SN15, 648 nucleotides long. RefSeq lists its product as hypothetical. Lineage: Eukaryota; Fungi; Ascomycota; Dothideomycetes; Pleosporales; Phaeosphaeriaceae. The record is from RefSeq and is a predicted model, not a curated record. The transcript has a single exon. The coding region runs from base 1 to 648 and encodes 215 amino acids.
AUGAUCUCAACAAUGCCAAAAAAGGCGACCAAGGAUACGAAGAGGGAGAAGUUGGCCUUUCACGGAACGAAUAUGCUCAUUGGUAGGCACUCAACCUCGAACGAAGAACUCUGGGCUGCAAUCGAACCUAUCGCAAGCUCUAAGGACGACUGUAAACGCUUCAAACACUGGAUCACACUGUACCACAACAAGGAAUGCACGGGAACGGUCGCUUCUCUGAAUGAUGUCAACCUGAAGACGGUACCAGUCGAGUUAAGGACGCUCACUCACCGGAUGCUACGGUGGCUUGCCCUGGUCGUCUGGGAGAAGAAGGGCGGCUUUGAACUCGCGAAGGGUGGAGAAGAAGCUGAGCAGCAGAACGACAUCAACAAGAAAUGUUCCAUCAUGGAUGCCCUCCAGGAGCAAGAAGAGUUGCAAGGACCGCAAGCAACGGGAGCAGCCAUCGUCCAAGAGCAAGCUGAGGAGAAUUCGUCGUCUGCAAAACCGGUGGCAGGAGGAAAGCAAUACUCGAGCAAGAGGCACAAGACGAGUGCUAAUGCAAAGGACGAGUCAGAGGACGAUUCAGAGGGGCAUCGUGUGUAUACAAUAAAGGAAGUUCGUCAGAUGCUUCUUAUCUUUUCCCAGAGGAUCGAAGAGCGGUUUGGAUGA